AUGGAUAUUCUUCAGAGCUCCACCUCCAUAACAGCCACAAUUCUCUCACUUGUCUUUUUUGUGUUCAUAAUUCAUCUUCUGACCAAAAAAGUAGAUGGAAAAAAGAGAUACCAUCCGACUGGCGGCAACAUUUUCAAUCAGCUUAUAAACUUCCACAGGUUGCACCAUUACAUGACUGAUCUGGCUGACAAGUACAAGACUUACAGAUUGAUUAGCCCUUUCAGGACUGAUAUUUUUACUACUGACCCUGCUAACGUCGAAUACAUUCUUAAAACAAACUUUGAAAACUAUGGCAAGUUUGUACUUGGAUUUACUAUACUUGAGCGGAGGGUCUUUCGGAAAAUAGUCUCUCUAUCUCCACGAAGUAAUGAUAAGGGAUGGUGUAAUUACAACAUCCUAAAAGACCUGUUAGGGGAUGGGAUUUUCACAAUUGAUGGUGAUAAGUGGCGGGAGCAGAGGAAGUUGUCGAGCCACGAGUUCUCCGCAAGGGUCUUGAGGGAUUUUAGCAGUGUAGUAUUCAGAAAAAAUGCAGCCAAGUUUGCCCAUAUAUUGUCUGAAGCUGUCAAAUCCAACAAGAUAAUAGACAUUCAAGAUCUGUUCAUGAGAGCAACUCUAGAUUCUAUAUUCAGAGUUGCCUUCGGAGUUGAGCUAGACAGCAUGUGUGGUUCAAAUGAUGAAGGCAAAAAAUUUAUCAAUGCAUUUGACGAUGCAAGUGCAAUGACACUUUGGAGAUAUUUUGAUGUCUUGUGGAAGAUUAAAAGAUUUCUCAAUAUCGGAUCAGAAGCCAAGUUAAAAGAAAAUAUAAUAAUUGUUGAUGCAUUUGUUUAUAAACUGAUCCAUAGAAAAACUGAGCAGAUGAGUACUCCAGAAGCUGAUUUAUCUUGGAAGAAAGAAGACAUUUUGUCAAGGUUCCUGCAAAUAACUGGUGCAGAUCCAAAGUAUUUGCGUGAUAUAAUAUUGAACUUCAUAUUAGCAGGCAAAGAUACAACAGCAACCACCCUUUCUUGGUUCAUAUAUGUGCUAUGCAAAUACCCUCAUGUACAGGAAAAAGUAGCACAGGAGAUUAAAGAAGCAACAAAUGAGAAAGAAGAUGCAACAGAUAUAACGGAUUUUGCUGCCAAUGUGAGUGAAGAUGUCCUUGAAAAGAUGCAAUAUCUUCAUGCAGCACUCACAGAGACUCUUAGGCUCUAUCCUGCACUUCCAAUGAAUGGAAAAAUAUGCUUUUCGGAUGACACCUUACCAGAUGGAUUCAAUGUGAACAAAGGGGACAUAGUGGCUUAUCAAUCAUAUGCAAUGGGAAGAAUGAAAUUUAUAUGGGGUGAUGAUGCAGAAGAAUAUAAACCAGAGAGAUGGCUUGACGGGAAUGGUAUCUUCAGGCCAGAGAACCCCUUCAAAUUUACAGCUUUCCAGGCUGGCCCAAGGAUCUGCUUGGGGAAGGAGUUUGCCUAUAGGCAAAUGAAGAUAUUCUCUGCUUUGUUGUUACGCUACUUCGUUUUCAGGUUGAGUGAUGACAAGAAGACUGUCAACUACAGGAUAAUGAUUAAUCUUCAGAUCGAUGGGGGAUUGGAUGUUCGUGUCUUUCACAGAUAGUGAAAUUAGAAAGAGUUUACAUUAAUAUGUAUAGUGUAUAUUAGUAUCGGUCCAAUUCUGGCCGAAUGUUGUUUAUGACAUCAAUAUCCAAAAUAAGCCUAUCGAAUAACAUUAACCUGACAUGGAAAUAAGGUUUGCUAUAUAUGGAAUGUGUCAUGGUUACCGCAUUCACAUUUUCCUUGUUUAACCUUCCUCCCCCUAUAUUUUCAUGCCAUGCAAGUUUAUGAUUUUCAGUGGAAUAACCAUUACUACCUCAGGAGAAAGUGGUAGUAGAAUUUCAGAUCUGUUCUCUAGCUUCAAAGACCGGAACACAGACAGAAGUUGCUAAUAACAUUUUCUCUCUUCCUUUCUGUUUCAUAAUGUAUC
Messenger RNA from Solanum dulcamara, 1956 nucleotides. RefSeq names its product cytochrome P450 704C1-like. The coding region runs from base 1 to 1590 and encodes 529 amino acids. The transcript is spliced from 7 exons. Gene Ontology annotation, molecular function: monooxygenase activity; oxidoreductase activity, acting on paired donors, with incorporation or reduction of molecular oxygen; heme binding. Lineage: Eukaryota; Viridiplantae; Streptophyta; Magnoliopsida; Solanales; Solanaceae. The record is from RefSeq and is a predicted model, not a curated record.